AUGAAGUUCUUGUUCCAGUGUCCAUGCUGCUCUUGCUUUUGCUUCAUGAAGCCCAAGGCAGGUGCCAAGAAGAAGGAGCCAUCUGAUGAUGUGAAGCAGAAGAAGGAGGGCAAAAAGGCAGCUGCAGCUGCUGAAACCCCAAAGGUGGAGGAAGCUGCUCCACCUGCUGCUGCUGCUGCUGCUGCUAAAGAAGGAAAAACAGAGUAG
Messenger RNA from Linum tenue, 207 nucleotides. The record is from the annotation of a GenBank genome assembly. NCBI's taxonomy places the organism in Eukaryota, Viridiplantae, Streptophyta, Magnoliopsida, Malpighiales, Linaceae.